Molecule: messenger RNA, 1769 nt
Organism: Arachis ipaensis
Lineage: Eukaryota; Viridiplantae; Streptophyta; Magnoliopsida; Fabales; Fabaceae
Source: RefSeq, a predicted model, not a curated record
UCCGUGUGCCAGAAAUACCCUGACCUUGGUUACGCACUUGGUCCGUUAAUAUCCAAACCUACGUGGCAACAAAACCACUCCAAAUCUAUCUACGUGUAACCCAUUUUUUAUUAAGAAAUAGAAAAAAAACCCUUACACCCUCUCUGUGCCCUAGCAGAGCUCCAUUGUUGUCACCAUUGCCAUUCCAAAUCGAAGAAGAAGACUAGAGCACUUCCAUUCCGCAACAGAGACAUUUCUCUAGUUUAAUCAAGUCGUUGUUUCACUACCCGCAGACCACCAUUGUCUGCAUCUCGCCGUCCACACUACCCGUAGCCCACCAUUGUUGUAUGCAUCUCGUUGUCCACUAUCCAUAAUUUUACCAUCGUUACUCCACAGAGAACAGAGGGAUGGCCAAUGUGCAUAUUACUCUGUGUAUUAAUCAUAGGGGGAGAUUUGAGCGAGGUCCAUGUGGGAAGCUUGGGUAUGUUGGUGGAGAAGUAACAGAGAUUGAGAGGGUUAAUGUGGAUAUUCUCAAUGAAUUUUUCAUAAAUGAUUUGCUAAGGGACAUUGGAUAUACAUCCAUUACUGAUUUUUAUUGGCUAGAACCUAGUAAGGAGCUUGAUAAUGGGUUGAAAUUGUUAAGGGUUGAUAUGGACAUAGUUAAGUUGUAUGAGACUGCUGUGAAGAAUGGUAACAGAAUUUACUUAUACACAGAGCACCCUAUAAAUGAUCCUGUUAUUGUUGAAGAGAAUAUUACUCCAUCAAAGGUGAGAUUGAAGACUUGUGCUAAGAGAAAUCCAACUCCAAAGAAGACUCCAAGAAGAAGACUUAUGGAUGGUGAGGUCCAGAAUAGGAAAGAGGUCCAUAAAGCAAGCAGCCAGAUUGAGGUUGAGUCCCAAAAGGAGGAUGUUGUUAAUGUGGCCCAACAAAUAUCUUCAGCAAAACAGAUGUCUCAGCCUCCCACAACACCUAUGCAACCAGAUGAGGCACCUUCCAAUCAAUCACAUCCUUCACAAAAUUCCAUUGAACAAGAGCAGCAACCAAUACAUACUGCUGGUUCAACAUCUCCAAGUGCAGUUUUUGUCUCAUUAUCUAGUGAGAAUGAGGCUCAAGCAGCUGAACAAGUAAUCCAAUACAUUCUACAGCCGUAUAGAAACCCACUUUCACAAUCAAACCCUGAAUCAGACCCAGUCCCACCAUCUGAUACUAACAGUACUCCUCAGAACAAUCAGACUAACACAGAUGAGCAGGUUGAGGGAAGACCUAAGGUGAGCAAGAGAAGAUCAGCAAAAAUGCCUCCCCCAACUGGACAAUUCUUCAUACCCAAUCCUGAUCCGGACAAGCUUCCAUCCAUCUAUGUGCCUGUUGAGUCAGAAGAAUUUUCAGAUGAAAAUGCUGGAUACCAUUGUUAUGAAUCCGAAGAAUUGAGAAGCAUAGCAAGUGAUGAAGAUGCUGAUCAGCCUCCAGUCUUUCCUCAAAGCAAUACUGAUGCUCCUGUUAGCCAAGUCCGGUUGGAGUUGGGGAUGGAGUUUGAAACUCUCAGCCAUUUCAGGAAGGCAGUUCGAAAGUUUAACAUCAACAUUGGAAUGAGCAUAUUCUUUUCUCGAUGUGACUCAACUAGAAGCAAAGCAAUUUGCUAUGAUGAGGAAUGCCCGUGGCAAAUAUAUUGUGCUAAGAGGUCAUUUCCCUUGAGUUAUCAGGUCAAGACGUUUGUCAAUGAACACACUUGCAGCAGAGAAACCAUUGUAAGUCAACUAACGGAAAAUGGAUUGUAGAUGAAGUAGAAGAGA